AAACGCUUCAGUGCAGAUGGAACUCACCCUUUUUGACGAGAUCAUUCAUUGUUGUCGUACAAUAAAUCACCUUCUUUAUAUCUAAUUUGAUACGUCGCUUUUAGGAGACAAUGUAUCCGUUAAUGUUGACAUUUACAGCCUUCUUACUAUGCAUUCCAGCUACAUUUGGAAAAACGGUGUCGGGAGUUUUCAAGAGCGAUGCAGCCAGAGAGCAGAAUGGACAGUACAUCACAAAAUUCAUGUACAACGUGGGUAGGGGUUUGGUGGUGUGCAGGCUGGAGAAUGCUACCCUGGCCAUGGAGAAGGAGUCCAGACUGCUGCUCUUCCCGGAGACGGAGGACGGCUUUGACAUCGACAACCUCAGCUGCCACGACCGCCUCUCCAAGGCACAGCUCUCCAUCCGUCUGAGUGAGGAGGAGCACAACCAGAGCAUCCCCCACCUUCACUCCCCCACGGCCUGGAUGGCGCUGUAUGCAGACCGCUACACCUGUGGGGAGGGGGGCAUCAUCCCUGCCCACGGGGACCUGACCUUCACCAUCCUGCUGUUCAACCCUGACUCGGCAGGCAACCCCCUGGAACACUUCAGCGCUGAGGAGGCAGGCCUGCAUAGUUUCUACUGUCUGCUGAUCCUGGCCUACUUUGUGGCAUCCUGUAUCUACAUUCAGCCUCUGUGGAUGGCCCUGAGAAAGGGUGGGCCCAUGCAAACGGUGCUGAAGGUGCUCUCCACAGCCUUGGCCCUACAGGGGAUCUCUGCCCUCUUCAACUACAUCCACCUGGCCAGGUAUGCCAGGGAUGGAGUGGGCAUUCCUAUCAUGGGCAGCUUGGCUGAGUUCUGUGACAUGGUAUCCCAGGUGUCCAUGCUGUACAUGCUGCUGAGUCUGUGUGUGGGCUGGACCCUGAGCAAGAACAGGAAGCCCCAGAGCAGACCUCUCCAGUGGGACUCUUCCCCCGCCUCCAAAGCCCUCGCUAUGGGAGGGGUCGUCACACAGGGGGUGCUACUGCUGUGGGAGCAGUAUGAGGAGACGGAGCACCACAGCUACCACGCCCAGCGCAGCAUAGCGGGUCUGUUACUCAUAUCUCUACGUAUCAUCCUGGCCUUGCUGCUGGCCUCCGUGCUCUACACCAUCAUCAGCACAGAGAGGAGCUCCCUCAAGAGAGACUUCUACCUCAGCUUCGCCAAGGGUUGUUUUAUCUGGUUCCUGUGCCACCCUGUGCUGGUCUUACUCUCUGUGGUUUUCAACGAGCAUCAAAGAGAAAAGGUUGUGACAAUCGGUGUGAUUCUAUGCCAGGCUAUCUCAGUGGUGAUCCUCUACCAGCUUUUCCUGUCCCGUAGCUUAUACUGGGAAGUAUCUUCUCUCUCCUCUGUCUCACUACCCCUCACCAUGUCCAGAGGGGGCCGGGGACGCUACUGACCCCGCGUGCAGGGGGAACACUUUCACUGUGACACACGCCGAGGGCGAAGGGAUACACCGUGACACCUGCAGUUAAAGGGACAAUACUUCCACUUCUCUCUGCUCACUCACGGCGAAGGUUCCCCCCCAGACGGGUGAGGAAAGAGGAGGGUGGGAUGAAGAGAAGUAGGAAGUUCACCCACAAAUAUAGAAGAGAAGAGGAAUGAUGGCCUGCUAUUUAAUAGCCUCCCAAACAGGAUGAGAGUGAGACCUGGGUUUAAGCGCACAUAAAGUAUGUAUGUAAAUGAGACUCAUUUGUUAGUAUACAACAGAUGUGGACACAGGUAACUGCCAAAAUAAUGGAAACCCUUGAGUAAAAGAGGGAUCCAAAGUAUAUUAAAAGCAGGUGCUUCCACACAGGUGUGGUUCCUGGGUUAAGCAAUUCACAUCCCAUCAUGCUUAGGGUCAUGUAUAAAAAUUAUGUUUGCCAUGGCUGUGGCCCUACAGGAUGACAAUGCCCCCAUUUAACAGGGCAAGGGUGGUCACUGAAUGGUUUGAUGAGCAUGAAAACUAUGUAAACCAUAUGGCCGUCUCAGUCACCAGAUCUCAACCGGGGAUGGUGUUUUCCACCACCAUCAACAAAACAUCAAAUGAUGGAAUUUCUCGUGGAAGAAUGAUGUCGCAUCCCUUCAAUAGAGUUCCAGAAUCUAUGCCAAGGUUUAUUGAAGCUGUUCUGCCUUGUUGCACAACGCCCUAUUAAGACACUUUAUGUUGGUGUUUUCUUUAUUUUGGCAGUUACCUCUAUGUUAUUUACAAUUGUAGUAUGUAUGUGUGAAGUUGUGGUUUACUGUUUUAUUUUGAAUGUCAAACUUGGGCUGGAUUUGAUGUCUCUCUUUCAUUUUCUGACGCAGUAUAAGACUCCCAAAAUGUUUAAUAGGUUUAUAAUAGAUUACAAUGAAAGGUUACCGAUUGUCAAAUUCAUUGCCGAUAAAGAUAUCCAGGCUCGGACUGAAAUACCGUUGAUCCAUAGAGAUAUGGAUCCAUGUUCAGUGUGGUAAAUCUCAAACCAAUAAUUUAGUCUGAUCUUAACUCUGUCAGAAAUAGAAAGUUGGGUCUUUUUUUUUUUUUUACAGAGUUGCUUCACACUUUUUUACUGCCGUUUCAUUCUAUUGUCGUCAAUUGAUGGUUCUUUCUGCGAGGUUCAGGUUCAGGGUGUGCUGAAGCUAUUACAGAAAUCACAUGGAACUCAUGGAAUCUGUGUGUCAUCCCCAGCACUCCAACACUGCAGCUAGUUGCAUGUGUGAGAAUCGUAUUACUAUUAUUAUUUGUGUACUUAUUGAAUUAUACUUGAAUAUGAACGCUUGGUAUUGUUUUGUCUGACAUUGGAGCUAGACAUGUGCAAUGUUUAAAUGUAGCUUUAUUUUCUUUCUCAAUCGUCGUAAGUGCCUGAGAAGACAAUCACUUUGCUAGUAGAGAAGGUACCUGUGUUUGUCUAUGAAAAGAUGGGUUUCACAUUGACAUACAUGUCCAGUCUGAUAGUUAAGUUAUGCAGAGAUAUUGGGGUGGAAAUGGUCAACAGAGCAGUGACUGUGUAAUGUUCCUAUUAAGCAUGUUUAUAACACUGUUUAAAUUCAUUACUGUAUACUUUUGUAAAAUAAGUCUUUAUCAGAUGCUAAUGCAAUACAAGAAAAUGUCUGCAGGGGGCAGCAGUUCUCUUGAUCUGUUACAGUAGCUUAUGUUGACCAGCGUUUCUCAACCCUGGUCCUCCAGUAUCCCCAACGGUGAACAUUUGUAUUGUAACCCUGGACUAGCACACCUGAUUCAACUUGUCAACUAAUCAUCAAGCCCUCUGAGUUGAAUGAGGUGUGUUUGUCAAGGGCAACAACGAAACGGUCAAUUUUUUUAGCAAAGACAUUGCUGUAGACUACUCUCAACCAAUGCACACUCAAACCAUAGAAGUGACCGGUGUCUUUGCUCAAACUGCCUGCAUUCUCAUUCAACAACUAAACGCAUGAUAAUUCUGGAUAAUUCAAACAUGGAAGGACAAACCACGAAAUGUCACGGUUGCUAAGAAAUGCCACCACGACGCUCCACCUUGAGUACACAAACAGUUUCCCGGCUCUCCACUUCCUCAAACGGAUCUGAGAGGCUAAUAUCAAACACUAACAUCAGAGCUAAGCCAAGUCAGUCUCACUUUAUUUGGGUAGUUGCUUGCAGAUAGAUAAUCAUCUUUGGUUGGUCAUUGGUUUCGGUCCGGCUGCUAUGGAUUCCAGCAUGUGACACUAAAUAGGCCAAUAUAAGUAGCCUACACAGUCAAAGUUGUGGAAACAUGCUGUGGAAUGUGGUUAAACUAACCCCAGACUUCUAAACAGUGAAAGUUGUGGAAACAUGCUGUGGAAUGUGGUUAAACUAACCCCAGACUUCUAAACAGUCAAAAGGGGUCAUGUUACUGAAGUUUCUCCACUACCUGCCUGUUUUCUUCUUUGGUGGUUUCAGAGUCACUGUUAGUUAGCUGGUUAUAAUCCUUGUUUUCUGGAUGCUCUUCUUUCACUCAUUUUACCUUCAUAUCGCAAAAGAUCAAGAACAUACCAUGAACUAUGAUUGCUGUGUUUACACAGGCAGCCCAAUUCUGUAAUUUUUUCACUAAUCUGUCUUUUGACCAAUCUGGAAAAGAUCUGAUGUGAUUGGUCAAAAGAUCAGUUAGUGUGUGUGUGUGUGUGUGUGGGGGGGGGGGGUCAGAAUUGGGCUGCCUGUGUAAACGCAGCCUAUAUGGCACUGAACCUUAUAUGAAUUAAACUAUUUGAGAAUGGUGGGCUAUUAGUGACAAUGAGGACUAGGCCAGCAGCAAAGUAGUGCUCACUCCCACACUGCUGUUUAAACCAGCACAGGAGCACCUGGUUACACACAUCAGUGGCUCCCUACAGACCAGACCAUGGUGUCCAUCUUGGGUCUUUUCAGGACACUGGUUACCCACUGGGCUAUUUCUGACCUCAGGCACACCAGGACACUGUGGGCUGAGGGGGAUGAAUACACACAGGACUUAUUUUCCUGCAAUACCACCACUAACUAACUCCCUUUCUUGUAUUAUGCAAAUAGUCUGACAACAGGAACAUGCUUGGGCUAAUACUGUAACAUUCAUUUGCACCUUUUUUGACUCUACCACAGAAAGUAGUACCAAUUCAGGCAGUACUAUUCCAUUACAGGGGGGACUUUUUUAAUAGUGUUCCUUUAGAUAAGGGUGUUUCUAUGUAUUCUAUAUCUAGGUCAGGUAGAGAGUAGCGUAGCUGGCAGCCUGAAACCACAGGCCUAGAUGGACAGUUUCUGUUCAUGUAUUUGAAAUACUUAUUUGAAUUCAGAGUGUUUUGUCAUUUGACUUACACUGGGCUGAACUACAAUCCAAUGUAUUUUGUCAUUUGACUUACACUGGGCUGAACUACAAUCCAAUGUAUUUUGUCAUUUGACUUACACUGGGCUGAACUACAAUCCAAUGUAUUUUGUCAUUUGACUUACACUGGGCUGAACUACAAAAUACUUUUCUAUACCAUUUUUGCUAGCGGUUCACAUUUUGUGGCCCCUCCUUCACCCUGCGUUGGUAUCAGAAGUCUGAUAGCACUAUGGUAUGAUAAAAUUGUCUGCUAAAUAAAUGAAUGAAUGUGUUUGUCA
This is a messenger RNA of Oncorhynchus kisutch (coho salmon), 5054 nucleotides long. Its product is annotated as integral membrane protein GPR180. The record is from RefSeq and is a predicted model, not a curated record. The coding region runs from base 111 to 1412 and encodes 433 amino acids. Gene Ontology annotation, biological process: response to pheromone; G protein-coupled receptor signaling pathway. The transcript has 9 exons. Lineage: Eukaryota; Metazoa; Chordata; Actinopteri; Salmoniformes; Salmonidae.